AUGUUUGGUUUCGACGAAAGCCGCGAUGCUCAUGAGCAAGUCUACGGGAGUGGAGGUUACGACAACCAAGCCAAAUUCUCCCACGAACUCAUUGGUGGCGGUGCUGCCUUUGAGGGCAUGAAGCUCUUUGAAGACCACCAACGCAAGGAGGGCAAGACUGUUUCCCACGGUUUCGCCAAAGAGCUACUUGCUGGCUUCGUCGGAGGCGAAGUUGACAAACUGGCUGAGACCAAAGGAAUGAACGAAUACGAUUCCUACGAAGCGAAGAAACAUGCGCAAGCGAGUGCUGAAAGAAUGUAUGACGACCAUUAUCAAGGCACAGAUCAAUACAACCCUGAUCAGACAGACUCACCAAACUUCAACUAUUGA
This is a messenger RNA of Capronia epimyces CBS 606.96, 369 nucleotides long. RefSeq lists its product as uncharacterized. Bases 1 to 369 code for a protein of 122 amino acids. The record is from RefSeq and is a predicted model, not a curated record. NCBI's taxonomy places the organism in Eukaryota, Fungi, Ascomycota, Eurotiomycetes, Chaetothyriales, Herpotrichiellaceae. The transcript is spliced from 3 exons.